Messenger RNA from Mangifera indica (mango), 1302 nucleotides. RefSeq lists its product as uncharacterized. Lineage: Eukaryota; Viridiplantae; Streptophyta; Magnoliopsida; Sapindales; Anacardiaceae. The coding region runs from base 1 to 1302 and encodes 433 amino acids. Gene Ontology annotation, molecular function: zinc ion binding. The record is from RefSeq and is a predicted model, not a curated record. The transcript has 4 exons.
AUGGAUGAGACCCACACUUGUCCGCGAGAUCAAAUAUUGCCACAUCAUAGACAAGCAGGUGCCGAAUCAUUAGGUAACAUACUUAAGUCCAUGUUCGUGGUUGAUCGUAUUUAUCGACCAAAGGAAAUUAUUUCAGACAUGGCAGAUAGGUAUCGGAUUGACAUAUCGUACACGCAAGCAUGGCGUGCCAAAACAUAUGCAAUAAAUGCAUUACGAGGAUCUCCGAAAGAGUCUUUCGGUAUAUUACGUGAGUACUGUCAUAAUUUGGAGCUUAAAAACCCAGGAACUAUGGCACGUAUUGAUGUCGAUCUGGAAAAUAGGUUCAAGUUUUUUUUCAUGUGUAUGGGGUGUUCUAUACGAGGGUUCCAACAAUUCUGUCGUCCGGUGAUAUGCAUUAAUGCUUCACACUUAAAAGGAAAGUAUCUUGGGUCUCUUUUCAUUGUUGUUGCCAAGGACGGUAAUAAUCAAAUUUACCCACUUGCAUUCGGUAUUGGGCACAAAGAGGGACUAGAUACAUGGACGCCGUUUUUGACGUACCUUCGCAUGUGCAUUAGUGAUUUGCCAGAUUUGGCUAUUAUUUCUGAUCGUCAUCAUUCAAUAAUUGCGGCGGUCGCGAACUUCAAAAAUACUAAACAUAUUGAAGGACUAUUUUGGAGAGCUGCUAAGGCAUAUCGUCUCACGGACUUUCAAGCCGCUAUGAAUAGAAUUGCUAGAGUAAAUCCCACUACAGCAACCUAUUUGACCGACAUUGGGUAUGACAGAUGGGCACGUGCGCACUUUGGAGGAUGGUGGUACAAUAUUAUAACGACCAAUAUUGCUGAGUCCUUUAAUGCUUUAACACGGACUGCUCGCGCUUUGCCUAUCACUAUAUUGGUAGAGUUUCUUCGAAGCACGCUACAACAUUGGUUUUUCAAUAGGCGAAACAUGGCUGGUGAGAGAUCUCACCCGUUAACACCAUGGGCUGAGGACAAGCUUGCUCGGCAUGUGUUCAAAUCUGCCAACAUGAUUGUUAAACCAAUAAACAUGCAACAAUACGAAGUUCAUGACUCACGCCAACAAGUUUUCAUCGUGAAUCUUCUAUAUCGAACGUGUGAUUGUGGAAAAUUUCAACGAUCCCAGAUUCCAUGUGCACACGCUGCUGCUAUCGCAAAGGUAUACGAGGAAGAUAUUAAUCCACUAGGGGAUCAAUCAACUUGGGCACCAUCAAAUUUGCCUGUGAUUUUUCCUCCAGUGAUGAAGCAACGAAUGUCUGGUCGCCCUUCCAGUCAUGCAAGAAGACCUUCACAAGGAGAAGAAGUUUGA